Menidia menidia (Atlantic silverside) is the source of this 3706-nucleotide messenger RNA. The record is from the annotation of a GenBank genome assembly. NCBI's taxonomy places the organism in Eukaryota, Metazoa, Chordata, Actinopteri, Atheriniformes, Atherinopsidae.
GCUGGAAAUGGAGAAGCUGCAACUCCAGAGUCUGGAGCAGGAGCACCACAAGCUGACAGCUCAGCUGAAGGACGAGCGGGAGAAGAACAAACACAUCAUCAUGAUGCUGGUGCGCGAGUGCAAGCAGCUUGCCACACGUGUGGUAGAGGAGUCAACACGCUUCGACGAACUCCAGGCUCGCAUGGAGGAGGAAAGUCAUGCUUCGGCACAGCUGCAAGAAGAGCUGAGCACCGAGCGCGAGCGUAGUCAACUGAUGGAAGCCAAGAUGGAAAAGCAGCUAUCUGAAUUUGACACAGAGCGUGAACAGCUGCGUGCGAAGCUGGGCCGAGAAGAAGCUGAGAGCCACAGCCUGCGAAAGCAGGUGGAGCAGCUAAGGACUGAAGGUAGUGAUAGGAGCGAUUGUGCAGCAGCUGCUCUGCCUGCUGCCAGUGGAAUCGUACCUCCCGCUGUCACCAGCACACCACCCAAACCUAAAACUCUGGUAUCUAUUUGUGUAGCCACAGAGCCCAUUUGCUUUCAAACAGUGUCUUGCCAAACGGAUGUCCCCCCCACAGAGGGUGAUGGUCCUAAGAAGACCCCCCUCGCUAUACCAGUCAAACCAGGCCCUGCCAGCUAUGUGGGUCUGAGCUUGCCAAAGACAUCUGGCAGGGGGAUUGUCCACAGUAGCUCAGGAGGACUGGCACAGACUGAAAAUGGAUCAGAGAGCCAAACUCUCCACGUCUUACCUACUGGAGUUAGUCCACGCGUCCAAGCAGCACGGUACAAGUUUCAGGAACAGGAACAAAAUGGUACAUCAUCCCAGAGCCCUCCAGCCCGUGACCAAUCCCCCAACAACCGUGACAACUUUGCAGCCAAGCAGCAAGCACGUCACACUGUCACACAGGUCCUGUCACGCUUCACCAGCCCUCCUGCAGGAGGUGCUGGAUCCCUGCGUCCAGGCCUGCCUCACUCUGCCUCUGAGGGAGGCUCCUUUCCCAGCCGCCUGAGCCAACCAAUUGGCAUGAAGUCGCCUUCCGUUGCAAGAAUCGACCGGGGAAACCCUCCCCCUAUACCUCCCAAAAAACCAGGGCUCUCUCAGACCCCCUCUCCUGCGCAUCCACCCAUCAAGGGGGCAGGGGAGAGCAGCCGCUCCCCUGGGUCUGGGCUAAAACCAACCACACCCCAGCUGCCUCCCAAACCUGCCCUGGACCUGGUCCCAGCCCUGACAGUCUCUCAGGCUGGCGUCCCCCCAUAAUCUCCUCCCUAAAUGGCAGUGGGCCUGCUGCCCUGGACAGUGGGCACCCCCUGCUCCUACAAGCUGCUUCCCAGGAAUAUGUCACUUUAUUGUUAACGCUGCUUAACCAACUAGACUCAACACCUACCACCACCAACAUCACCUCUUCUUCUUCCACGAAAAACAGGCCCGAUCAUUGUGUCUUAGACCACCACCUCAACCACAUUCAACCUUUGUCUCAUUUGCUGCUGCUCUAAACAGACACAUAGUGUGCAGUUGCUGCUGUCUUUUGGAUUGCCUGCUUAUGUUUUGGAAGAAAAUGGAUACAUACCCUUACACUUUGCAACUGCCCACAUCCACAGUAGCUGCCUAAAGGGGCUGCUGUCUGAAGGAGCUGCUAUGGACUCUGUGGCAGUGGGGAGGCAGACUUCCUUUUUCCUAGCCUGUGAAGCAGGAAGACAUGACUGUUUUGUGUUCUGCUGAAUGCUGGAGCUGAUUGCUCACUCAUCACCUCAGAUGGUUUAAAGUGCUAUAUGCUGCUGUGCUCUCAGGAUAUUUGGACAUCAUACGUCUCCUCCUCUGCCAUCCGGCUCAGAUUGACCCCCAAUCAUACACCAUCCCUGCACACCGCUGCUUUGCUGAACCAGACCAACAGUGAUAGCUAUACCACUACUCACAUGGCUGCGGCAUUUGGCCUUUAGGACUCUCUGGAGGUGGACUUUGACAGGAAUGACAAGUGCCACUGAACAAUACAUGAUGCGGCAACUGCAAAGAUCUACUGGAAAACCUCUGUGGCUGGCCCAUCUCUGGAAUGCUGUGGUUAUAUUCUCAUGUGGAAAAAGCUUUUCUCUCCUGGGUAACUGCCAAGCAUUCUUCCUCUCUCUCUUCAUCCCUUUGUUGCACAUACCAUCUCCUAGCAACAUUGGAAUGAGUGCCGGACAGCAAGCUGUGGUGAAAGCUGCCUUCAGCACCCUGGAAAAUGAGGUGGUUCUCCUGGGUAACCCCCUGCCUCAACAUGAAAUCGACAGAUACCUGCUGGAGUUUCCACCUAGCGCUUUCUGCCUAUCACGCCUUGGGUCCUAUAGAGGGAAAAGCUGUGGCAGAAGAGGAAGGGGGAAAGAAUAUCAUCAAGUAAAUACAAUCCAACACCAGUCCUACAAAGAAGUAAGGCCCCCCAGUGAGCUGGAGUUGCGAUGGAUCCUUCGAACGGAUCUCUUUGGCCAAAGACGACUUGGUACUUUUAUCCAGCUCUCCAAGUGAAUUAUCUGCCUACAGCAAGCACCUAUGACUGAAAGUCAGCUGAACUUCAGCUCUAUCCAGCCGUCCCACUUAUAACAGUGACCAUAAUCUGGGUCACUAUCGUAAAUCGCACCUUCCAGUCCUGAACAGCAGAGGGCAGCAGACACAAGUCUCCUCCACUUUCAGCAGAAGCGACCAAAUCAGAUGCCCCCCAGACGCAGCAGAACAAAACAUGCCCCAUCAAACAGCAUCAGCUACACAAGGACAUCUGGGUCCUCCACAGAAACCUGCUCGAGAGCAACAAGUAGAUAUCUUCCUUCACCUCUCUCACAUGACUCCUCUGCCUAACAUGUAUAGACUAUGUACCUGACAACCUUUGAAAUUUAGUAUUUGUAGUUGUUAUCCAAACAUGUGACACAGUACUACAAUUGUGGGACCAUUGUUUUAGUCUAUUGCAGUAUGUGAAAAAAUGUUAUUGCUUUGAGGUAAAAAAACAAUAAUGUGGGGGGGAUGAGUCAGACUUUAUUUCUCUGUUGUGUUUUUUUCUUACUGUUGCCUUAAUUCCAGUAUUCAGUGCCACUUGCACAUUAUGGGUAUACAUUUCAAAUACAGAGUAUACCCAAGACUUUACUGGAAUUAGAGUUGACAGAUUAAGUAUUUAAUUGGUGGAAACUGCCUCACAAGACCCUUGGCACAGUAUUUCUGUCUACUUAAAGUUGUGUACAUUUCCUGCUGGUUUAAGGCCACCUUAGAGUGUUUUCGGAUAAAGAAAGACAGCAUCAGAGCAGGGUUUGUUUUCUAUUCUAUUGUUGGUUUUUGCUGUUUGGUAUUUUGAGAUAUUCAAGUAUUUUAUCUGCAAGUUUGGUUUUGAAUAAUGAUGAAAUAAUCAGGGUUCUACCAAAUAUAUACAUAUUUGUAAAUAAGAGAUAGUAAGUUUAAAUGCUCUAUAGAUUGGUGUAUGUGGUAUGACACUUGUACAGUGACUGAAUCCAAAAGCUUCAGAGAAUAAAAAAAAAAAGAGAACAAUACUUGUAGACAUGGUGUUUAUUAAACUAAAUUUGUUCUGAAACCUUGUGGCAAUAAGUGAUAGAACUAGGUAUUCAUAGGAUGACCUAUGUAAAUUGUAAGCCAUAAUAAAUAUUUCAAAAGCCCAUAUUUUUCCUUUAUUUAUAUUCAGUUGAACCCAUGCAUCUCCCAAUAGUGUUAUUCAAAUGUCUCUUAAUUUUGAUUUUUUUUUUGUGUUUCAUUAAGAAC